AUGGCUGUGACAUAUAGCCUUAGUCCGUCCUAUAUUCAGGGCCCGUUGGUGGCGGCAACGGUCUUCGGCGCCCUGGCAACCAUUGCUACUAUUGUGCGCCUAUAUGCAAUGCAUCUCAAGGCACUGAAGCCUGGACUUUCCGAGCUCUUCAUCCUGGUGGGAGUGCUGUUGAUGUAUGGCGCUCUCGCUCUACUCUGGAUCAUGAUUAAGUAUGGAGGUAUGGGUCUCCACGUGGAGGAUGUUGCACCGCAAUCCAGGGUUAUAGCACUGAAGUCGCUUUUGACCGUGGAGAUUCUCUAUGGUACUUCGCUCGGAAUGACCAAGACUUCGAUCGCUCUGUUUAUGGUUCGAAUUUUUGGAUCUAACGGUACCUUCAAAGCCGGUGUUAUUGUCGCCCUAUUCAUUGUUUGGGCAUGGGCAACCAGCAUCAUCCUCGAAUGCUUCUUGCUCUGUCGACCGUUCAUCUACAACUGGGACACUUCCAUCGAGGGCCAUUGCGGAAAUCGCCCGGCAGCCUUUAUGGUCGCUGGCAUCAUGAAUGUCAUAACCGACGCGAUGGUUAUAGGACUGCCUUUACCUCACAUUUGGAAGCUAAAGCUUAACAUGCAAAAGAAGAUUGGACUUACCUCAGUAUUUGGUGUGGGACUUGUAAUUUCUAUUAUUAGCAUCAUUCGCCUUAUCUCGAUCUACAAACUCGACUUUGAGGACCCAACAUUCACCUUGCUCGAUCCCAUCAUGUGGACUGUUCUGGAGCCUCAAUUAGCCAUCAUCUGCGCCAACAUGCCGUUCUUCAAGACUAUCAUCGCCGCCAUCGCGCCUGGGAUAGGAUCUUCCGCCGACCGGAAAUACGGCCGAUCUUCAGAACGGACUUUUGACCGCCUUGGACAGCAGUCAGCUACCAAUGGCAAUUACAGCAUGGACCCGUUGGACGCAAAGACACAUACAGUCAAAGUUGGUAACGAUUUUGAGUCAACGGAAAUGAUCAAUGUGGAUGUCAAGUCCGUCAGCUCGGAAGAAGAACAGCGCUUGGCCUCGAAUGCGGGCCCUUACGGGAUCAGUGUUGUUCAAAAGUUCGACGUAGAGUAUGAGAACGCGAGCAUUCGGAAGCAAUGA
Molecule: messenger RNA, 1113 nt
Organism: Penicillium pulvis
Lineage: Eukaryota; Fungi; Ascomycota; Eurotiomycetes; Eurotiales; Aspergillaceae
Exons: 5
Coding region: 1-1113 (370 amino acids)
Source: RefSeq, a predicted model, not a curated record